This is a messenger RNA of Diceros bicornis minor, 3317 nucleotides long. RefSeq names its product myoneurin (gene MYNN). Gene Ontology annotation, cellular component: nucleus. NCBI's taxonomy places the organism in Eukaryota, Metazoa, Chordata, Mammalia, Perissodactyla, Rhinocerotidae. The record is from RefSeq and is a predicted model, not a curated record. Bases 138 to 1970 code for a protein of 610 amino acids. Gene Ontology annotation, molecular function: protein binding; DNA-binding transcription factor activity, RNA polymerase II-specific; RNA polymerase II cis-regulatory region sequence-specific DNA binding. The transcript has 8 exons. Gene Ontology annotation, biological process: regulation of transcription by RNA polymerase II.
GACGUCGCCGUGGAGGAAGAAGGGAGAGGCGGAGCGUGGCGCGGUGACGUCCUUCCAAGAUGGCGGAGAGAGAGUGAAGAAACUGUUCCCCUUUGGGUUGCUGUAGAACAGGGGUAAAAUUCCAUUCUGGUAUCAAAAUGCAGUAUUCGCACCACUGUGAGCACCUUUUAGAGAGACUGAACAAACAACGGGAAGCGGGUUUUCUUUGUGACUGCACCGUAGUGAUUGGAGAAUUCCAGUUUAAAGCUCAUAGGAAUGUGCUUGCCUCGUUCAGUGAGUAUUUUGGUGCGAUCUACAGAAGCACUUCUGAAAACAAUGUCUUUCUUGAUCAGAGUCAGGUGAAGGCUGAUGGAUUUCAGAAACUGUUGGAGUUUAUAUACACAGGAACUUUAAAUCUUGACAGUUGGAAUGUUAAAGAAAUUCAUCAGGCUGCUGACUAUCUCAAAGUGGAAGAGGUGGUCACUAAAUGUAAAAUAAAGAUGGAAGAUUUUGCUUUUAUUGCUAAUCCUUCUUCUACAGAGAUAUCUAGUAUUACUGGAAAUAUUGAAUUGAAUCAACAGACUUGUCUUCUUACUCUACGAGAUUAUAAUAGUCGGGAGAAAUCAGAAGUGUCUUCAGAUUUAGUUCAGGCAAAUCCUAAACAAGGAGCUUUAGCAAAGAAGUCGUCUCAAACUAAAAAGAAGAAGAAGGCCUUCAACUCCCAGAAAACAGGGCAAAAUAAAACAGUGCAAUAUCCCAGUGACAUUUUAGAGAAUGCGUCUGUUGAGUUAUUCCUAGAUGCAAAUAAAUUGUCCACACCUGUAACAGAACAAGUUGCACCAGGAAAUGAUAAUUCAGAACUCGAGUUGACAGCAGUUGUGGAAAAUACUUUUCCAACACAAGAUAUUGUGCAAACUGUUACAGUGAAACGGAAACGGGGAAAAUCACAGCCAAACUGUGCUCUCAAAGAACACUCUAUGUCUAAUAUAGCUAGUGUCAAGAACUCUUAUGAGCUGGAGAGCUCUGGGGAAGAGCUGGAUCAGAGAUAUUCCAAGGCCAAGCCAAUGUGUAACACAUGUGGGAAAGUGUUUUCAGAAGCCAGCAGCUUGAGAAGACACAUGAGAAUACAUAAAGGAGUCAAACCUUAUGUUUGCCACUUGUGUGGAAAGGCGUUUACCCAGUGUAACCAACUGAAAACACAUGUAAGAACUCAUACAGGUGAGAAGCCAUACAAAUGUGAAUUGUGUGAUAAAGGAUUUGCUCAAAAAUGCCAGCUAGUCUUCCAUAGUCGCAUGCAUCAUGGUGAGGAGAAACCCUAUAAAUGUGAUGUAUGCAAUUUACAAUUUGCAACUUCUAGCAAUCUCAAGAUUCAUGCAAGGAAGCAUAGUGGAGAGAAACCAUAUGUCUGUGAUAGAUGUGGACAGAGAUUUGCCCAAGCCAGCACACUGACCUAUCAUGUUCGAAGGCAUACUGGGGAAAAGCCUUAUGUGUGUGAUACCUGUGGGAAGGCGUUUGCUGUCUCUAGUUCUCUUAUCACUCAUUCUCGAAAACAUACAGGUGAAAAACCAUACAUAUGUGGUAUUUGUGGGAAAAGUUUUAUUUCCUCAGGAGAGCUCAACAAACACUUUCGAUCCCAUACAGGAGAAAGACCAUUUAUCUGCGAAUUAUGUGGAAAUUCUUACACAGAUAUUAAAAACUUAAAGAAGCACAAAACAAAAGUCCAUUCUGGUACAGAUAAAAUUCUAGAUUCUAGUAUAGAGGAUCAUCCCUUGAAUGAACAAGAUUCCAUACAAAAAAGUCCGUUAGCAGAAACUCUGGAUGUGAAGCCUUCUGAUGUGACUGUACCACUAGCUCUUCCACUGGGGACUGAAGACCAUCACAUGCUUCUCCCUGUCACAGAUACUCAGUCUCCUACUUCAGAGACAUUGUUGAGGUCAACUGUGAAUGGGUAUUCAGAACCACAGUUGAUUUUUUUACAACAGUUAUACUGACUUUGUGAGGAUUAUGGAAUUGCUAAGACAUCUCUGGUAGUAAACAUAAACAUCUCUGGUAAGGUGCAUAUAUUCAUAUUCAGUUACCAUUCAUUCGAGUUGUGACCUGAUGCUGCAUCAUAACUGUGCAAUGCCUGUUUUGAUUUUUUGCCUUUACGUCUAGAUUAUACACACAGCUUUUUAAGGAAUAUACUACAUUAGCACUAUUUGGGGUGGAUAAGUUUUAUUUUCUUUUAGAGCUGCCUUAAUUCCAUUUUUAUUUUGCAUUUUAGAAUUGCCUCUCAUUUGUUGAAGUGGAUUCUGUCAGUUUAUAUGAUUCAGUUUUGACCUGUGGGACUUUUUAAUUUUCUUCCCCUCAAAAUUGAAGCAAAAUCAUGAUAGUAUCAGCCCAUGAGUGUUGCUGUUACUAAGCCCCAUAGACCAAUACAUAAACUAUGGGGGAAAAAAUAAAAUUUCAUAUUUCUACCUAAGAAAAUUUAGGUACUAAAUAAGAAUUGUGCUAUUUCUCUAUUAAUAUAUUCCAUUGGAGGUAACUUUUCUAAUGAAACAAAGUGUUUCUCUUAAAAGCUAGAAAACUGUAUAUAAAUUUUUGUUAAUUUAGAACUUAGUAUUCUGGAGAAAACCAAUGGUCAGUGCUUUUGAUUUGAGUUAACAGACUACUUUUUCAAAAUGAAUUUUAAAUAUAUAUUUGGCAUUUUUAUCUUAUUAAAAGAUGGUUUCAAAAUUUGAUUCAGGUUAUGUUUUAAUAGGUUUCUAGAUUACUGGAGAUAAGGAAGAUAUACUGAGUUUUGAAAAAUUUUGAUAAGCCUCUCUUAUACCUGUUAUGCACUUUUUAAAAUAUUAAAUUCUAAACAGAAUUUUCUAAAUGUAAACUUAAUGCAUACUGUAAUUCACUUGGCUUCUGAAUUUGAUACAUUAUAUUACAUAAAGAGUUAAGAAAUUCACUUCAAUUAUGAGUAAACAUUUGAAUUAUCAGAAAGCCAGUUUAUUAAACAUUUUAUAUUUGAGUUUUCUAUAAGUUUUGAGUUUUAAAAUUUUAUAAAUUAAAUCACAUUUGAUUGUUGGUGUAGUUUCACAGUAGUCCUUUUCCUUCCUAAUGAAUGUAGAAAAUUCAGUGUUAUUCUGAUAUUCCCUACUUUUCCCCAACCCACUUUUCUCACAUAUUGAUUUAUUUUGCUGCCUCAUCUUUGGACAUUAAAUUAUCAGUUCCACAAAGUCAGUUCCUGUACUGCUGAUUAAACACCAUGGUGACAUUAUUUCUUAUUGCUGCCAUGCAUUAGUUGUUGCCUAUUUGUUUUGUGGUUUUAAACUACACCUGUAAUAAAGUUAAUGUAUUUUCUAUUGGUA